UGCGCCAAACAAAGCUAUGAGGAUCUUCACAAAGCUCGCUGCACCACUCACUCGGCCUCCUUUUUGUCUUCCUCUGUCUUAAAACUGCCUUCUCAUCCUCUAUACAUGCUUCUUCCUUCUCAACAACGCAUCUCUGCUCUCAUGAGGAGGCUCUUGCUUUGCUGCAAUUCAAGACAUCCUUCUCCAUCAAUUACGCUGUUCCGUUUCCAUAUUAUCCAGAUUAUUGUGUGGAUAGGUUUUAUACUAAACCUAAUUAUUCUAAGAUUGAGUCAUGGAAGGAAGGUAUAGACUGUUGUUCCUGGGAUGGGGUUAGCUGUGAUAAUGUCACAGGCCAUGUAAUUGCCCUGCCCUUAAUCUCACCUGCAGUUUCCUUUAUGGCACCUUUCCUUCCAACAGGACUCUUUUCUUCCUCAGAAAUCUGCAGAGCCUCAAUCUUGCCUUGAAUGAUUUUAGGCUUUCCAAGAUUCCACCAGAAAUCAGUCUGUUUACUAGACUAAAGAAGCAUGUAUAGAGGAUGAGAAGGCAAUUUUGUCAUUUUGAAUGUAUAGAGGAUGAGAAGGCAAUUGUGAAAUUAGUAAUUCUUCAGUGGAUUUUCAUCCAUACUGAUUUUCAUCCAUAUUCAUUCAUCUAUGCUCCUACUGCUACAUAUUACCAUACUUUCUUUUAUCUAUGCUUCCUUACAAAUUAGAAAUGACUUCUAUUUUGCUUGCAUUGAUCCUUUCAUUACUCUAAUGUUUUGGAUCAG
Messenger RNA from Rubroshorea leprosula, 745 nucleotides. NCBI's taxonomy places the organism in Eukaryota, Viridiplantae, Streptophyta, Magnoliopsida, Malvales, Dipterocarpaceae. The record is from the annotation of a GenBank genome assembly.